CGCUACGAACCAAAAGUCCAAAACCGAGCUUCCUCAUUUCACUCCACCGUUGCACGCCAUGAAUGAUAAUAUUAUCAACUUCUCCAAAUCUCUUCCUCACACCGUCUUCUUAUAACAAGCAUUAUACACAGAUCUGGCACGCUGGGCAUAUAUGUUGAGCCCCGUUUCUUAGCAAAAUUUUGGUUCUUUUCUUCUUUUUUUCUUGGCAAAAGAUGGCUUUUGAAUAUCAAGAGGGAUACAUAAGGAAUUCAAGAGGGGUGCAGCUUUUUACUUGCAGAUGGCUGCCCUUUUCUUCUCCAAAGGCUCUUGUUUUCCUUUGCCAUGGGUAUGGCAUGGAAUGCAGUGAUUUCAUGAGAGAUGUUGGGAUCAAGCUAGCGAGCCAUGGCUAUGCUGUGUAUGGAAUUGAUUAUGAAGGGCAUGGACGGUCAAUGGGUGCUCGCUGUUACAUCGAAAGCUUUGACAACAUUGUGAAGGAUUGCAGUCUCUACUUCAAAUCAGUUUGUGCACAGGAGGAGUACAGAGAGAAGAGAAGGUUUUUGUAUGGGGAAUCUAUGGGAGGGGCAGUGGCACUGUUAAUACACAAAAUGGAUCCUUCUUUCUGGCAUGGCGCGAUUCUUGUUGCCCCUAUGUGCAAGAUAUCUGAGAAGGUGAAGCCACAUCCCCUGGUUAUAAGCUUGCUCACUAAAGUUGAAGAUGUGAUACCAAAGUGGAAAAUUGUUCCCACAAAAGACAUCAUAGAUUCAGCCUUCAAAGACCCCGUGAAACGUGAGGAGAUACGGGGAAACAAGUUGAUCUACCAGAAGAAACCCAGAUUGAAAACCGCUCUAGAAAUGCUAAGAACUAGCAUGAACCUCGAGGAAAGUUUGUGGAAGGUAAGCAUUACUAUAUUGCUCAAAUUCUAUGAUGCACAAAAACUCCCGGGGAUUACACUUCCAUUCUUCGUGCUGCAUGGCGAAGCAGAUACAGUAACAGAUCCAGAAGUGAGCAAGGCAUUGUACAAACAAGCCAGUAGUAAAGACAAGACAAUCAAAUUGUAUCCUGGAAUGUGGCAUGGUCUGACAUCCGGUGAGCCUGAUGACAACAUUGAAAUUGUGUUUUCAGACAUUAUUUCUUGGCUUGAUAAGCGAUCGUCAAAUGAAACUGAUGCUACUUCCCAAUCCCAAGUAAUUCCAGUUCCUGCCUCGGGGAUGAUACCACGAAGAACAACAUCACACACGAGUUAUUUCUGCAGACGCGCACAAUUUCAUUCUGCAAUGUAAAGAUCUUAGUAAUAAUAUAUUUGAUAUGUUCUGUCACCUGCUUAAUGCUGUGAUGAGUUCCACCACCAUUUUCACCUGUUUAAUAGUAUCUUUCCACACAAAAUGGGAGGAACAGCAAUGUUGAUUUGAUCAAAAAACAAACUGCAGUGUGAACACUUGUAUUCAUGUAUUAUAAACGUACACCGAAUGAUA
Messenger RNA from Ipomoea triloba (trilobed morning glory), 1451 nucleotides. RefSeq names its product caffeoylshikimate esterase. The coding region runs from base 213 to 1259 and encodes 348 amino acids. Gene Ontology annotation, cellular component: membrane. The transcript is spliced from 8 exons. The record is from RefSeq and is a predicted model, not a curated record. Lineage: Eukaryota; Viridiplantae; Streptophyta; Magnoliopsida; Solanales; Convolvulaceae. Gene Ontology annotation, molecular function: lipase activity.